Polypterus senegalus (gray bichir) is the source of this 1363-nucleotide messenger RNA. RefSeq names its product fatty acid 2-hydroxylase-like. Gene Ontology annotation, biological process: lipid biosynthetic process; fatty acid metabolic process. The record is from RefSeq and is a predicted model, not a curated record. The transcript has 6 exons. Gene Ontology annotation, cellular component: membrane; endoplasmic reticulum. Bases 14 to 1225 code for a protein of 403 amino acids. Lineage: Eukaryota; Metazoa; Chordata; Cladistia; Polypteriformes; Polypteridae. Gene Ontology annotation, molecular function: iron ion binding; fatty acid 2-hydroxylase activity.
GAUAGAGAUAGAGAUGGGCAGCAAAGGUGACGGCGAACAGGUCAAAAGCGUCAGCUCGGAGGUGACUCGGCAAAACACGUCCGAGACGUGGAAGCUGGUGUGCCACCGUCAAGUGUCUGACGUAACUCCUUUAGUACGGCUCCAAGUUUCUGGAGAGGAUGUAAGUGGUGUCCAACAAAGUGGAGCGCCUCACCAUCAAAGCAGAAAUGCCCUAACCUACCUGGGCAGCUACUGCAUCGGGGAACUGGAAGAGAGUUGUGAAGACGAUUCUCCACACCGUGCCAUGCAAGAGGCGGCAGGGGUGCAGCUGAAGGCGAUGCAUAUAACGGACCAAGAGCAGCGGGGAGAAGAGCCAAACUGCGGCGUGGAGGGAGCACAGGACAGAGGACGGAGUUUGAUGUCAAACUUGGGGCACAGGACGCGGAGUGUAAACCGGCGUCUCCCUGAGGCCGAAGGCUUGCGGGUAACGAAGGAUGACAACCCGGAUCUUGUGGAUUUUGAUAAACCACUGUUAUGGCAAGUUGGCCAUCUUGGAGAGCGUUACACUGAUUGGGUGCAUCAGCCAACGAAAAAAAAUAUUCGCCUUUUUCAUUCAGACCUCAUGGAAUAUUGCUCAAAGACUGUCUGGUAUGUCAUACCAGCUGUCUGGAUUCCCAUAGGCAUCUGUUGUAGCUACAUUUGCUUCAAAGAACUUGAGAAAAGAGAGACAAAAUUGUUUGCAAGCAUGACAGAAGCAUGGUCAGUGCCAGUGCAGGAAUACUGGUUCCCUUUUCUCUUCCUACUGGGAAUGUUCACAUGGUCCUUAAUGGAAUACCUCAUCCACCGCUUUCUAUUUCAUACCAUGCCACCUUCAAACAGCUACUUUCUGAUAACGCUACACUUUCUUCUGCAUGGCCAGCACCACAAGGCUCCAUUUGACAGAUCCCGGCUCGUCUUUCCUCCAGUACCAGCCUCAGUUUUUGCUCUUUGCUUCUACUUGAUAUUUCGGUUGCUCCUUCCACCGGCAGUUGGCCUGAACAUUUUUGUUGGGGGCUUGUUUGGCUACAUUAUUUAUGAUUUGACUCACUAUUACCUGCACUAUGGCUCGCCAAAGAAAGACAACUACUUCUACAAGCUGAAGAUAUACCAUAUAAAACAUCACUUUAAAUAUCAGAAAUCAGGAUUUGGAAUAACAAGUCAGUUUUGGGACUACCCCUUCAACACUCUGAUACCAGAAACAUCCUGAGCAGUUCACGAGAGGCCUUGUCAGACUGAUCUUAAAUCACUAACCUAUUCCACCUUGGAGCACAAAAUCCAGCUUUGAUUCCCGAAGUGGUAAUUUUUUUUCAAGCUAACUGUUUAAAACUUAGUUUUUAUUUAUAUA